AUGGCGCCAGUCAAUGUCGUCCAUCUGCCCAACGGCCAAAACCUUACCGUCACGCCCGUGUUUGGCGGCCUCUUCUUCAAGUCGAGCGAUAUUCACACGCAUUCGCCGUUCCCACCUGGCUGGACAAUCGUGCUCAAUUCCGAAGAUGAGCCCCCUACGAACGAACAAGAGCAGCAGCAGCAGGGUGAGGAGGAGCUGUUCCCACCGCGCCAUGUGCAUCGCUUCAAAAGGCCGACCUUGAACGGAGACCACCUCUACAUAUCGUCCAUAUCGAACCCCAGCAGUAGCGAGUUCAAGCCCGCUGCCUCACCAACCCGCCAAAUCGCGAUGAUGCUGUGGGCGACACUGUACUGGUACUUUCACCAACCCGAACCGACGCUCCAGGUCACGAACGCGAUCUCCAAGAACACUGCGGAUGCAGGAAAGCCAAAGGGCGAAUGGCGCAUAAACAUCAACAGGGAGGGCGUGUUCAAGGGCAAAGUUGUGCUGCCCAAGUUGGAGCGCAUGGGACUCAUCGCCAGCGAAGAUUCGACUGUUGGGUGUGCACAAGAGGAAUCGUCUCCUGAAGGCUGGGAGCGCAUGUUUGUCAGUCGGAGGACCUUUUGGCAGCUCGACCCCAGAAUAUACCUCUUCACUCUUUCGCCGCUGGCCAACACAAACUCACCCUUCCCAUCAGGCUCGCCGUAUCCCUCGCGACCGUCGUCUCCCGCGCUUGGAUCUGAUGCGAAGCAAGAACAUCAACUGGACCAGGUCUCACCAGGCUUGUGGUCACCGACUGCGCCAGGUCCCUUCCACUCGAGCUCGCAUUUACCCACGUUCUACCCACCGCCUCCCGCGCAAUACGUCUUCACGAACAAUACGCGACACCCGAUACGACCGAAGCCACCUCGGCAGGGCGAGAUACUAUACACAAGGUACAUACCCAGCGUUGGACAAUAUCUGUCUUUCCGAGUAGCUUCCAUCUCUUCGAAAGCGCUUCGACACCAGGGCCCGGUCUCAAGCCACGUGCCCAGUCCAAACGGCAUGUCGGAUCCGGAAUAUCUACACAAGUGGAUGAACGACCCCCGGGUGUCGCAUUUCUGGGGCGAGGCGGGCCCGCAGUCCCACCAGGAGCAGUUCCUCAAGAACGGCCUACAAUCGAAGAACUCGUUCCCAGUCAUGGGUUGCUGGGACGGGAAGCCAUUUGGCUACUUCGAGCUAUACUGGGUCAAGGAGGACAACCUUGGUAAAUACCUGCCCAUUGUCAGUGAUUACGACCGGGGCUUCCACUGCCUGGUAGGAGAGCAGGAGUUCAGGGGAGCGCAUAGGGUCAAGAUCUGGUUGAGUGCGUUAGUGCACUACUGUUGGCUCGCGGAUAACCGGACGGAGAGGGUCAUGUUGGAGCCGAGGGUCGAUAACGAGAAACUGGCAAACUACCUCCAAGAAGCGGGCUUCUACAAGGAGCGCGAGAUCAGCCUCCCACACAAGCAGAGCAACCUGUUCAAAAUCAACCGCGACGUAUGGAAGGGACCGGCGCUGUGA
Alternaria conjuncta is the source of this 1521-nucleotide messenger RNA. RefSeq lists its product as uncharacterized. The transcript has 2 exons. NCBI's taxonomy places the organism in Eukaryota, Fungi, Ascomycota, Dothideomycetes, Pleosporales, Pleosporaceae. The record is from RefSeq and is a predicted model, not a curated record. Gene Ontology annotation, biological process: siderophore biosynthetic process. The coding region runs from base 1 to 1521 and encodes 506 amino acids.